Aphanomyces astaci is the source of this 1268-nucleotide messenger RNA. RefSeq lists its product as hypothetical. NCBI's taxonomy places the organism in Eukaryota, Oomycota, Saprolegniomycetes, Saprolegniales, Verrucalvaceae. The transcript has 6 exons. The record is from RefSeq and is a predicted model, not a curated record. Gene Ontology annotation, molecular function: RNA endonuclease activity; protein binding. The coding region runs from base 26 to 1114 and encodes 362 amino acids.
CUUUGCAUUUUGUGCCCUUCCAUCCAUGACCUCAGCAAUCCCCACCAGCGCCGAACUCAAGAGCUUGUCGGAUGCUUGCAACCGCCUCUGGGCUCUCGAUGAGAACCGACUAAACCCGAACGAGCACUACCAAAUCAACUUGCAACGUGGAAAGAGCCCGUACCAGACUGGUGACGUCGCCCCUGACAACCUCUUCACGUAUGUGAAUCCCGAAGUAUUCAACAAGAAGACGUUCAAGUUGUUCACGGCGUUGCUCGACAACUACGAACGUGGUACUGGCGUGGCCGAAAACGUGUCCCGCGAGGAACUCAAGGAAAACGAACUGUUCAUCGACGCCAUCGCCGAAACUAAAGUGAUCAAAUACGUCCAUGCGUGGUUGGAAAAGAACGGCAAGUUCCACGGCGACAUCCGCGCAUUCAAGCGCAAGCUGCACGACAUCUGGUUUGGACUGUACCGUCGAGAAGUUGCCAACGACAGUUCCGGGUUCGAACACGUGUUUAUCGGCGAAGUCAAGGAAGGCAAAGUGUCUGGGUUCCAUAACUGGAUCCAAAUGUACUUGGAAGAAAAGGCCGGUCGAUUGGACUACUUGGGCUACAUCAAGCCCAAACAACGUGGUCGGUCGACGCUCGACCCCGACGAGUACGAGCAGCUCGUGACCAUCCAAUUCGCGUGGGAAAACGAAACCAAGCCCGUGUCCACGAGUUUGAUUGGCGUCAGUCCCGAGUUUGAAGUGGCCUUGUACACACUGUGCUUUUUGAACGGCGACGAAGCCAACGAAGUGCAAUUGGGGCCAUACCGUGCUAUCGUCAAGUGCUUUUGCAUUGGUCGGGGUGACCGCGCCAAGAUCGGCUCUUCCUUCCCCGACGCUUGUCCCUUGACGGAAGAUCAGGCCGCCACCAAAAUUCAGGCCCAAUUCCGAGGCUUAAAGACCCGCUCCAAUACCCUCGUGCCCACGCCGACCUCGACGGCCCCUCAACCUCCUCGUCCAGCUGGCAACCCUUGGGGUCAAAAGUCGACCCCUGCUGCUGCGGCGGCCCCUGUCGCCGCUCGCCCGGCCGGCAACCCGUGGGGUACCGCGUCCCUCCAAGACUCACUGCCUUCGAAAGCCCCCUAGGCAGCUGUGUCUCGUGUAAAAAUAACUCCACCACCUGGGUGCCUUGUAUGAACAAUUGUUCAAGCUGCUGGCCACUCAAAUGACUGCAGUCACCAGACAAGUACUACUAUGCACCAUUGUAGCCUACAUCUUUGCAUACAACUGGAACUUCUAG